CCUCAUCCAGGAUGAUGUCGCGUACUGGUAGUUGUGUGGCCCGAUGCAGAGAUGAGUUCUAUUCCACAGCAGACAUUCGAGCUUGAGAACCGCGUGCAAACAUUAGCCUCGACUGAUGCCAUCUUUCACUACGAUGCAGCGGAGCAGAAACGAUUACAGCAAGAAGCGCCAUGGAAGAAGGACCCACACUUCUUCAAAUCUGUCAAGAUCUCUGCUAUUGCAUUGACAAAAAUGGUGACGCAUGCUCGGAGUGGUGGUGCGAUUGAGGUCAUGGGCCUGAUGCAAGGGAAAGUCACGGCACAGGGCGAGAUUAUCAUAAUGGAUUGUUUUGCGUUACCCGUGGAAGGCACAGAGACGCGUGUCAAUGCAGGUGAUGAGGCGUAUGAGUAUAUGAUUCAGUUUGGCGAAGCAAGCAAGCAGAUUGGGCGUCUUGAGAAUGCCGUUGGUUGGUACCAUUCACAUCCGGGCUACGGGUGCUGGCUUUCGGGCAUUGAUGUUGGCACUCAAAGCAACUAUCAAACAUACCAAGAUCCAUUUCUUGCCGUUGUCAUUGAUCCCAACCGAACCAUCUCUGCUGGUGCUGUUGAAAUUGGUGCAUUCAGGACGUUUCCUGAAGACUACAAGCCAGCAGAGGCACAAUCAGAGUAUCAGUCAGUUCCACUCGACAAGAUUGAAGACUUUGGUGUGCAUGCCAGCCGAUACUAUUCUCUUGAAGUCAGCUACUUCAAAUCGAGCCUUGAUAUCAAGCUUCUUGAAGCACUCUGGAACAAGUACUGGGUCACGACACUUUCCCAAUCACCACUUGCCACUAACCGCGCCUACACAACAGAGAGAUUGAACGAUUUGACUGCAAAGCUGAAGCAAGAGCACCAAACAACAGGAGCCAUCGACACGCUCAACUUUCCAUCGGCUGGUACGCAGAACAAGGCUGGCAAUACGGAUACCAUCAACAAGUUGGCAGCAGAUCUCAAGGCAAUUGAAACGGGCGAGAAGCAAGGUCUCAAGACUGCCGAAAUCAAAUCACGCUUGAUGACCAUUUAAGAAGUCGUUACUAUCUUCUUCG
Molecule: messenger RNA, 1063 nt
Organism: Protomyces lactucae-debilis
Lineage: Eukaryota; Fungi; Ascomycota; Taphrinomycetes; Taphrinales; Protomycetaceae
Product: JAB1/Mov34/MPN/PAD-1 ubiquitin protease-domain-containing protein
Exons: 1
Coding region: 52-1041 (329 amino acids)
Biological process (GO): protein deneddylation
Cellular component (GO): COP9 signalosome; cytoplasm
Molecular function (GO): deNEDDylase activity; metallopeptidase activity; protein binding
Source: RefSeq, a predicted model, not a curated record